Molecule: messenger RNA, 1803 nt
Organism: Rhopalosiphum padi (bird cherry-oat aphid)
Lineage: Eukaryota; Metazoa; Arthropoda; Insecta; Hemiptera; Aphididae
Product: nucleolar protein dao-5-like
Exons: 4
Biological process (GO): nucleosome assembly
Cellular component (GO): nucleosome
Molecular function (GO): structural constituent of chromatin; protein heterodimerization activity; DNA binding
Source: RefSeq, a predicted model, not a curated record
UCAGUAUAUUGCAGUUCGUCUAAUACACAAAGAAAAAUCCAAGAUGGCUCGUACCAAGCAAACAGCACGUAAAUCUACAGGAGGAAAGGCUCCCAGAAAGCAGCUGGCAACCAAAGCCGCCCGUAAGAGCGCACCAGCCACCGGAGGAGUGAAGAAACCCCAUCGUUACCGUCCAGGAACCGUCGCUCUCCGUGAAAUCCGUCGUUAUCAAAAGAGCACUGAGCUGUUGAUCCGCAAAUUGCCAUUCCAACGUCUGGUGCGUGAAAUAGCACAGGACUUCAAGACCGACUUGCGUUUCCAAAGUUCCGCCGUCAUGGCAUUGCAGGAAGCCAGCGAAGCCUAUUUGGUCGGUUUGUUCGAAGACACCAACUUGUGCGCUAUUCACGCCAAGCGCGUCACGAUCAUGCCCAAAGACAUCCAACUGGCUCGUCGUAUCCGCGGUGAACGUGCUUAAUCAUAUUUGCGUAUACACAUCUACAAGUUUCGACAUCAAAUCAACACUACCAUGACAGAAACCGUUGUUCUCUCUGCUCCGGCACCAGUCGUCGCAUCGCCUGCUGCGAAGAAGUCUCCAGCCAAGAAUAAGUCCGGUGCUGCUAAGCCAAAGAAGCCAGCUGCGUCUCACCCGACCACUUCCGUGAUGGUCACAUCAGCCAUCAAAGAACUCAAGGAGAAAAAAGGUUCGUCUUUGCCAGCUAUCAAGAAAUACUUAGCUGCCAACUACAAAGUCGAUCCCGCCAAGAUGGCGCCGUUCAUCAGGAAAUUUUUGAAAGCCGCCGUCGCCAACGGAACCGUCGUACAGACCAAGGGCACUGGCGCUUCUGGUCACUUCAAACUACCGGUUGCCGAGAUUAAACCGAAAAAGGCAGCUGUAGUCAAGAAGAAGAAACCAGUCGUCAAAAAAGUCAAAGCCCCUGGUGCCGUAAAGAGGAAGUCGACGUCUGCCAAGAAAGUGAAACCCGCGCCCGGCGAACCAGCAGCUAAAAAAGUCAAAAAAGCUGUCGCCGCUAAACCUAAGACUGUCAAACCAAAGAAAUCUCCGGCCAAAGCGAAAAAACCUGCCGUCGCUGUCAAACCCAAAGCGAAGAAGACUCCAACCAAGAAAACAGCAGCACCCAAGAAGAAACGUGAUUCCAAAAGAAAUCGGACUCCUCCAGUCACCGAAUCAAAGAAACUCCGUGACAAGACUUUCUCGUCUCCACCUCUACGGGUUGCCGCCACACAACGGCUGCGUGAUGAACAGCCAUCGUCCGAUCCAUCAGACUCAGAAUCGCUAUCAGGCGUCUCUUAUGUCUCAACAGACAACUCUCAACCAACGGGCCUUGACCCUAAAUCAACAAUGGCCCGUACCAAGCAGACCGCACGUAAAUCUACCGGAGGAAAGGCUCCCAGAAAGCAGCUGGCAACCAAAGCUGCCCGUAAGAGCGCACCCGCCACCGGAGGAGUGAAGAAACCCCAUCGUUACCGUCCGGGAACCGUCGCUCUCCGUGAGAUCCGUCGUUACCAGAAGAGUACCGAACUGUUGAUCCGCAAAUUGCCGUUCCAACGUCUGGUGCGUGAAAUCGCCCAGGACUUCAAGACCGACUUGCGUUUCCAAAGUUCCGCCGUCAUGGCAUUGCAGGAAGCCAGCGAAGCCUAUUUGGUCGGUUUGUUCGAAGACACCAACUUGUGCGCUAUUCACGCCAAGCGCGUCACGAUCAUGCCCAAAGACAUUCAACUGGCUCGUCGUAUCCGCGGUGAACGUGCUUAAUCAUAUUUGCGUAUACACAGUAACACCACUUCUUAAAACGGCCCUUUUCAGGA